GAUACUACAAACCAGGAAGUGACAAAUAAUGUCGUUUAAGCCACUUAGAACUUCCUUUUUGUAAGAAAAAGCUUCUCUGAAUAAAAUUAGGAGACUGAAGCUGUGAUUUUACAUAGUUGUUGUGAAAUAUUUGGAGCUCUGCAGCAGAGGAAGGCUUUGUAGCACACUUAGACUGCAAAGCUUUCUGGGUCAGAAAUUGAUCUUCUGACUUGCCCCUUAUCUGAUUACUGCUUGGUUCAUCUUUAUUUUGUCAGAGCGCUCUGUAGCCUGAAACGGGGAGACUGUCCUUUGUUCCCAGAGCCUGACCAGACAGGAAUUCUGGCAGCUGGUCCAGCAGAACUAUGGCACUGAGCUAGGCCUGAAUGCUGAAGAGAUGGAAAGCUUGUCACUGUCAAUUGAGGACAAUGGGCAAGCAAGAACUCCAGGAAGAAGCAGUUUGGAUGACUCUGGUGAAAAAGACGAAAAAUUAUCCAGAUCCAUCAGUUUUACUCGUGAGUCAAUUAACCGAGUUUCAGAAACAGAGUCCCUGGAUGGAAAUUCACAAAAAAAGGGGUUAGGGAAAGAAGAUUCUCCAAAUGAGAAGCAGGUCAAAAAGAGUCCCCUACUAACUUCAGAAAAGCGGUUAAGUAGAGUCCCAUCAAAAGCCCUGGACUUGAAUAAAAAUGAGUAUCUUUCCUUGGACAAAAGCAGCACUUCGGAUUCCAUUGAUGAAGAAAAUAUUCUUGAGAAAGAUCUUCGUGGAAGACUUUAUAUCAACCGUGUUUUUCACAUCCCUGCUGAGAAAAUGUUUGAAUUGAUUUUCACCAGCUCACGCUUCAUGCAGAGAUUUUUCAAUUCCAGAAAUAUAAUAGACGUAGUAUCUACUCCUUGGACUGUGGAAGCUGGAGGUGAUCAGCUGAGAACCAUGACCUACACUAUCGUACUUAACAAUCCUCUUACCGGGAAAAGCACCAGUGCCACCGAGAAGCAGACUCUGUACAAAGAAAGUCGAGAAGCACAGUUUUACAUGGUAGAUGCGGAAGUCCUGACUCAUGAUGUUCCCUACCAUGAUUACUUCUAUACUGUGAACAGAUACUGUAUUAUUCGAUCUUCAAAACAGAAGUGCAGGCUGAGAGUUUCUACAGAUAUGAAAUACAGAAAGCAUCCAUGGGGCAUUAUCAAAUCUCUUAUUGAGAAGAAUUCCUGGAGUUCGUUAGAGCACUAUUUCAAACAACUUGAGUCGGAUUUGUUAAUGGAAGAAUCUGUGUUGAAUCAGUCCAUUGAAGAACCUGGAAAACUUAGUGGCCUGCGAAGGAGAAAGCGCACAUUCAACCGGACAGCAGAAGCACCCCCUAAACUUUCUUCUCAGCGUUCUUCUGGAGAUGUAGCCUUCGAGGCCAAAGGGGAUCUCACAGGAAGAAGGAAGAAGGAAGUGGAAGACUACAGCACCGCCCUGGUGGUGGUGAUGAGUAUUUUUUUGCUGUUGCUAGUUUUGCUCAAUGUGACACUAUUUUUGAAACUGUCCAAGAUAGAACAUGCUGCUCAGUCCUUUUACCGGCUCCAUCUCCAAGAAGAAAGAUCUUUAAAUUUAGCCUCUGAUGUGGUGUCAAGAGCAGAAAAUACUCCAAAAAGCAAAGGUCAAGCCCAUCAUUUAAAAGGAGUGCUCCAAGACUCCAUAGUGAUGCUUGAACAGCUGAAGAGCUCCCUUGUGAUGCUUCAGAAAACUUUUGAUCUACUAAAUAAGAACAAGACUGGUACGGCUGUGGAAGGCUAGUGAUCUGAAGGCCUGCAACUGCUGACAGCUUGACGCUCAAAGAGAACACCUGCAAGAAACCAGAGGGUGAAGGACUUUAAUGGUUGUGGGAACAUUGCCAUGUUUUCUCCUUACUGAGAUUUCUAGUGUUUCUAAGUCUUUUCAAAAACAUUUAUUUGAUAAUUAGAUGAUUCACUUCUUACACAUAUUUCUUUUUUU
Ochotona curzoniae (black-lipped pika) is the source of this 1951-nucleotide messenger RNA. RefSeq names its product GRAM domain containing 1C (gene GRAMD1C). Gene Ontology annotation, cellular component: endoplasmic reticulum-plasma membrane contact site; plasma membrane; endoplasmic reticulum membrane. Lineage: Eukaryota; Metazoa; Chordata; Mammalia; Lagomorpha; Ochotonidae. Gene Ontology annotation, biological process: intracellular sterol transport. Gene Ontology annotation, molecular function: sterol binding; sterol transfer activity. The coding region runs from base 374 to 1753 and encodes 459 amino acids. The transcript is spliced from 13 exons. The record is from RefSeq and is a predicted model, not a curated record.